Molecule: messenger RNA, 210 nt
Organism: Rotaria sp. Silwood2
Lineage: Eukaryota; Metazoa; Rotifera; Eurotatoria; Philodinida; Philodinidae
Source: the annotation of a GenBank genome assembly
AUGAAUGCAUUUGAUAAGUUUUCAUAUGGUCAACAAUUAUUAAAAUUGCAAUCAAAAAAGAAAAAGAUUAAACAAUGGCAACCAAAAUUAACAUCAGAAGAGAAAAUUCUCUUUAAUGAAGAAAAACUUUUAUCUACAUAUCAACAUAUCAUUGCUAAUACAUAUGGACAACAUCGUCGUCGACAACAAGUAUAUAAAAUUAAAAUUUAA